Molecule: messenger RNA, 4796 nt
Organism: Anguilla rostrata (American eel)
Lineage: Eukaryota; Metazoa; Chordata; Actinopteri; Anguilliformes; Anguillidae
Product: polyamine-transporting ATPase 13A3-like
Exons: 32
Coding region: 938-4651 (1237 amino acids)
Biological process (GO): polyamine transmembrane transport; intracellular calcium ion homeostasis
Cellular component (GO): late endosome membrane
Molecular function (GO): polyamine transmembrane transporter activity; ATP hydrolysis activity; ATP binding
Source: RefSeq, a predicted model, not a curated record
AUUAAUUAAUUAAUGUAUUUUCGAUAUUCCAGAGUUUUACUUGGCUGCAAUGCAAAGAUGACACACACAGAAAACAAAUCAAAUGCAUUAUCUUAAAAAAAGGUAUCUAGAGCGUGACAUCUUCAUGACAUUUUCAUUCAAAUGAAGUGCUUUUUCUUUGAAUCUCACAAUGCUGCCAACAGCUGUGUAAAUAUUAUGAUCUAUGAACAGCACAAAUGUAACUUCUCUCAUUAAGGAGGCCAGCUGCGUCUUGUCUGCUCCUAGUUGAACGUCUAAUUUUGUUUGUUAAAAGGGUGGUACGGAUCUUGAUGCUAGGACUCAAGAGGCUUGAUGAAGAAUUAUUUUGUAAAUGUGCAUGAUGUUCCUUCUGUCCAUGGCAACUUGAGCAAGACAUUUAUUCGUGUAGCUAAGAAAAUUAAUUAAAAUUAUUCAUGGGGUGGCCUUACAUCCAGGCUGUAGUACUUUUAUGCUCAAAGACUGACCAAUCGGAAGCGGUGGGAAAUUCACGGGCAAUAUGCUGAAGGAACUAUCCCGUCAUAUACCUUGGAUAUGAAUGUUUGUUUACAUGGUUUUAUUAAGUUUAUUUUUCCUCAGUUCUGUCCUGUUUGUUUGGUUUGGAUGUGGGUUUUUAAUGAUAUUUUCUUGGAUAUCAGGGUUAGUCUUGUGAGGAUUAAAACUGUCCACAAAUAUCAAUGCCAGAUUUCCCUUUUCAAACCUCUCAUGUUUUCAUAAUAAUAUUGUUAUAGCAUGUCAGCUUUUCCGCAUUUUUUUUCCUUCGUUUUUAUUGAGGCAAUUCAGAUUAGCCCGAUUGCCUUGCUCAGUGGUGCAACAGCUCAGGUGGCCAAAGGUCACUCAGCAAUGUUGUUGACAAUCACAACAAAUACAUUCGUCAAAGACGGUCUUGUGUUUUGAUGGAUGGAUCAAGGGAACUGGAUCAAUGGUUCAGUUACCAAACCAAACAUUGAGGCUCCUGGGUGGAAGGAUGGAGAAGGAAGAUGUGAAACUUGUGAACAAAGGCCUGGAGGAUGAAAUGGAGAUCUGCGGGUACAGGCCGUGCCGUUGGAAAGUGGCCUUGGUGGGCUUGGGCGUGGUCUGCUCCGGCGGCUUCCUGCUGCUGCUCCUGUACUGGAUGCCCGAGUGGUGGGUGAAGGGCACCUGCACCCGGGCCACCCUCCACCAGGCCGAGGUCCUGCUGCUCCGGUCCACUGAUGAGUUCAAACGGUGGUUCAGAGCCAAGGUGCGCGUGCUUCUGGCCACGGGGAAGAAUCCUUUCUACUUGGGUGACCAGACCUCCCCGGCUGUGGCUAAUGGCCACACCACGCUCUGUUCUGAUGAGCCCCUGGAGGACCCUGGCAGGAAGGGCACCAAACCUCAGCUUGUGCAGAUUCGCUAUUUCACACUCCACAGCACAAAAUACUACUGGAACGAUAAGAUGCAGAAUUUUGAAGUGUUAAAUGGUUUGGAGGACCUGGAGUUGACCUGUUCCUCCGUAUACUCGGACCAUAGCACGGGGCUGACCGAUGAGACGCAGGACCACAGGAGGCUGUUUUUUGGAGUGAAUGAAAUCGACGUGAAAGUGCCCUCAGUUUUCAAGCUGCUAAUCAAAGAGGUGCUAAACCCCUUCUACGUCUUCCAGCUCUUCAGUGUCAUUCUGUGGAGCUCCGAUGAGUAUUACUACUACGCCUCGGCCAUCGUCUUCAUGUCAGUCAUAUCCAUAACUACCUCUCUGUACAGCAUCCGAAAGCAAUAUGUCAUGCUGCAUGAUAUGGUGGCCUCUCACAGCGUUGUACGAGUAUCUGUCUGCAGGGCCAAUAACGAGAUAGAGGAGGCCCUGUCCACAGACCUGGUCCCUGGAGACAUCCUGGUUAUCCCCACCAACGGGAUCAUCAUGCCCUGUGACGCUGUGCUGAUCAGUGGCACCUGCAUCGUCAAUGAGAGCAUGCUCACAGGUGAGAGCGUGCCAGUAACCAAGACCAACCUGCCCAACCCAGACCAGGAGAAGAAAGAGGAGGAAGAGGCCAUCGUCUACAGCGUGGAGGAACACAAGAGACACACCCUGUUCUGCGGCACCCACGUCAUACAGACGCGCUUCUACACGGGCGAGCUGGUCAAGGCCGUGGUGGUCAGGACCGGUUUCAGCACUGAGAAGGGCCAGUUGGUACGCUCUAUCCUGCACCCCAAACCCACCGACUUCAAACUGUACCGGGACGCCUACCUCUUCCUCCUGUGCCUGGUGGGCGUGGCCGGGAUCGGCUUCAUCUACACGCUGGUCCUCAGCAUCAUGAAUGAGGAGCCCGCCAGGUUCAUCAUCAUCGAGUCCCUGGACCUCAUCACCAUCACCGUGCCCCCGGCGCUCCCCGCCGCCAUGACGGUGGGCAUAUUCUACGCCCAGCGCCGCCUCAAACGCAUCGGCAUCUUCUGCAUCAGCCCCCAGAGGAUCAACAUGUGCGGCCAGCUCAACCUGGUCUGCUUCGACAAGACUGGCACACUCACUGAAGAUGGCCUGGACCUGUGGGGCAUCCAGAGAGUGGACAACAGCAUGUUCCUGCUCUCAGAGGAGAGCGUCCGCAGGGAGGCUCUGGUCAAAUCCCGCUUUGUGUCCUGCAUGGCUGUCUGCCACUCCCUGACCAGGAUCAAGGGGGAGCUGUCCGGAGACCCUCUGGACCUGAAGAUGUUCGAGGCCACGGGCUGGAUUCUUGAGGAGCCCACAGAGGAAGAGACGUCUCUCCACAAUCGCAUCAUGCCCACGGUGGUCCGCCCACCCAAGCAGUUGUUUCCCAAGCAGGAGACGACCUCCAGUCAGGACAUGGAGCUGUGCGAGUUGUCGUCGUCCUAUGAGAUGGGCAUCGUGCGGCAGUUCCCCUUCUCCUCGGCGCUCCAGAGGAUGAGCGUGGUGGCCAGACUGCUGGGAGAGAAGCGCAUGGAUGCCUACCUCAAGGGGGCGCCAGAAGUGGUGGCCAGCCUCUGUAAGAAGGAAACAGUGCCGGAGGACUUCUCUGAGGUUCUGGAGGGUUACACCAAGCAGGGUUUCCGGGUCAUUGCCCUGGCCCACCGGCGGCUGGAGUCCAAACUCAACUGGCACAAAGUGCAGAGCAUCAGCAGGGACCUUAUUGAGAGCAACAUGGAGUUCCUGGGCCUGAUCAUCAUGCAGAACAAGCUGAAGGCCGAGACGCCGGGCGUUCUGGAGGACCUUCGCCGCGCCAACAUACGCACCGUCAUGGUCACAGGUGAUAACAUGCUGACGGCCAUAUCAGUGGCACGGGACUGUGGGAUGAUCCCCCCACAGGACAGGGUCAUCGUCGCCGACGCACUUCCGCCUAAAGACGGCCAGGCUGCCAGGAUCGAGUGGCACUACGCAAACGACCCCACCGCGCGUCCCAACAAAGGCUCCCACUUGGAGGUGGUGGACAUCGGUCUGGAUGACGACGACGAGGACAAGCUGACUCUCCAGCAGCGGUACCACUUCGCCAUGAGCGGCCGAUCCUUCGCCGUCAUCACCGCGCACUUCCAGGAUCUGGUUCAGAAGCUGGUCCUCCACGGCACGGUGUUUGCCCGGAUGGCGCCGGAUCAGAAGACCCAGCUGGUGGAGGCGCUGCAGAGCGUGGACUACUUCGUGGGCAUGUGUGGCGACGGAGCUAAUGACUGUGGCGCCCUGAAGAGAGCUCAUGGCGGGAUUUCCCUGUCGGAGCUGGAGGCUUCUGUGGCCUCCCCCUUCACAUCCAGAACCCCCAACAUUUCCUGUGUGCCUGACCUGAUCAGGGAGGGCAGAGCGGCUCUCAUCACUUCCUUCUGUGUGUUCAAGUUCAUGGCCCUGUACAGCAUAAUCCAGUACAUCAGCAUCAUUCUGCUCUACUCUUUCUCAAGCAACCUUGGAGACUUCCAGUUCCUCUUCAUUGAUGUUGCCAUCAUUCUGGUCAUGGUCUUCACCAUGAGUCUGAACCAGGCCUGUAAGCAGCUGGUGGCACAGCGCCCCCCACUGGGCCUCAUCUCCAGGCCGCUGCUCUCCUCCGUCCUGCUGCAGAUCCUGGUGUGCCUGGGGUUCCAGGUGCUCGCCUUCCUCCUGGUGAAGGAGCAGAGCUGGUAUGAGGAGUGGACCCCUGCCUCAGAUGCUUGCAAUAUGUCCCGUUCAUCUGCUCAUAACACAACUGGGUCCAGUAAGCACAGCGAGAGGAACAUCGAAAACUACGAGAACACGACCAUCUUCUAUGUCUCCUGCUUUCAGUAUCUGGUCAUCGCCAUCGUCUUUUCCAAAGGGAAGCCUUUCAGGCAGCCCAGCUACAGAAACUGGCCAUUCCUCCUGUCUGCUGUGUUCUUCUACUUCCUCCUGUUGUUCAUCAUAUUGUAUCCAAUUCCUGCCAUCGAUAAUGUCCUGCAAAUUGUGUGCGUCCCUUACCAGUGGCGAAUCAGGGUGCUCGUUAUCGUCGUAGCCAAUGCUGUCGUGUCCGUCCUGAUAGAGGCUGGCAUUGACCGCUGUGGGGCCAGGUGUCUGGCACGGCUGUGCUGCCAAAGGACGCAGUCCUCUAAUGUGCGCUACAUGCGCCUGGCCAGGGAGCUGCAGAAGGACCCCUACUGGCCCCCCAAGGCCAGAACCACCACCGAGGCCCAAACUCCCCACCGCCCCGACAACACAUUCCACCUGUUAGCCUCCUAGCAUCCGCGCUAAUCCUGACUGGAUGCUGUCAUCACAGGGACCUUUGGAACCGAAGCCUUUUUAUAUCGCACAGAAAAUUAUUUACACCCUCUUCUAAGAAGGUGCUCAGAGGAGGCGCUGGGUCGGCUGUUCCUUCGCAAUGCAG